Meloidogyne enterolobii is the source of this 563-nucleotide messenger RNA. The record is from the annotation of a GenBank genome assembly. NCBI's taxonomy places the organism in Eukaryota, Metazoa, Nematoda, Chromadorea, Rhabditida, Meloidogynidae.
UUAAAAUGUUAUAAAAAUAAUUUUAAGAUGGACUAUAAAGUAGAAAAAAUUUUGGGGAAAAAAUUAAAAAAUGGGAGAGAGCAAUAUUUGAUCAAGUGGUCUGGAUUUGGACCAGAAUGGAACUCUUGGGAGCCUAAAAAAAAUAUACAGCACUUGGACGAAUUUAAAAAUUUUUUUUUGGAGGAGAAGGAAGAAGAAUUGUUGGCAAGAGAGGAGAAGCUAGAACGGUUGGAUAGAUGCUCUCGUAGAGCAUCACGAGAAGCUCUAAAAAAAAUUUUUUUAAUUAAUUCUCCCAAUUGCAUGAGGCGAAAAAUUGUAGACGAAGCACAAGUUGAUUCAAUGCAAAAAGAGGAGGAAGACGAAGAGGAGGAAGACUUUGAAGGGGGAAAUUAUGGAAUGGAAGGAAUGGGGGAUGCUUCUUUUGGAGAAGAUAAGGAAGGCUUUGAAGGGGGAAAUUAUGGAAUGGAAGGAAUGGGGGAAGCUGCUUUUGGAGAAGAUAGAAGACUUUGAAGGGGGAAAUUAUGGAAUGGAAGGAAUGGGGGAAGCUGCUUUUGGAGAAGAUA